UCGCGGAAUAGAAAUUUUCUCGUACAUAUAUCAUGAACGAGUGUUGUUUUCGCUAGUUGAGCAAACAGUGUAUAUAUAUAAGUCCUUUCUGGAUUAAUUAUAAACUGUAAAUAUCCGUUUUUAAAAAUGUUUCUGCUUAGAAAUCAACUCGGUUCGCUCAGAGCAAUCAAUGCUGCUUCUACGAAGCUACUCAAAUCGAGUACAGGUAACAAUGGCAUUGGUAAAUUAUCCGUAUUUGGGCAAAGCUGCUACAAUAGCAUGUCCAACAUCGGCUAUCUUAAAGGACAAGGCGACCUGGAGUGCACCGCUGGAACGAUGAACGAUGUAAAGCAAAUUAUCAUCAAAAAACUUGGCAUAGAAGUAGGAUAUAGUCCACUUGUAAGUACACGCGAACAUCUUACCGAACACGCACCAAGAUCCUUGGAUGAGUUGCCAUCGAGAUCCAUGCAGGAUUCUUUCACUUCUGCCAUCAUUCCUUUGACAAAUGAUAAAGUGCUCAAGGAUAAAUACGUAGGAUUCAUGGGAAACGUACGGCUAGGUCGUUUGAUGGAAGAUAUGGACAUGUUUGCUGUUUGGGUAGUACACAAACACUUGCUAUUGCCCAACCUACCGGAAGGGGUGGCCCUUCCUUACACUUUUGUGACUGUUUUGGUAGACAAAAUUGACUUCACCGAUCUGGUUCCAACGCAUGAUGCUGAUAUUCGUCUAUCUGGUCACGUUAGCUGGGUAGGCCGUACAUCUAUUGAGAUCGUCGUGUGGAUGGAGCAGAAGUUACACGGGAAGUGGCGAAAACUGACGCGCGCGCUGUUUCUUAUGGCAGCUAGAGAUGCUACCAACACGAAAGCGGCCUUGAUCAAUCCGCUCGUACCGGCAAAUGAAGAAGAAAAAGUCAUCUUCGAUGGAGGCGAAUCUCGUAAAAAGCGAAGAAUUCAGCUGCAAAAGGAAGAUUUGCUGAAAACUGAACCCAAUGACUUUGAACAGGGACUGGUGCAUGACCUAUUCGUUAAAUCGAUCGAUACGAAGAGCCGUGCUUUCAACAAACGAAUCUUACCCCCGGGAUAUGUAUGGAUGGAGGACGUUACUAUGGCUAACAUUGUUUUCUCCCACCCAGAAGAUCGCAAUGCACAUAAUAAAGUGUUUGGAGGCUUCCUGAUGCGGAAUGCUUUGGAAUUAAGUUGGGCUUUGGCUUACAAUUUUGCUAAACGGCGUCCAAAGCUGGAACAUAUUUCUGAUAUAAGCUUCCAUCAUCCCGUCGAUGUUUCCUCCAUGCUGAACAUGCAAGCCCAUGUGAUUUACACCGAUUUACAUUACAUGGAAAUUGUCGUACUAGCUGAUGUUUAUGAUGCUGUCAGUGGGCAGCAAACGACAACCAACUCAUUCUAUUAUACUUAUUCUGUGGCGGAGCGAUUGCCACGCAUUAUGCCUAAAACAUACCAUGAGGCUAUGUACUACAUAGAAGGACGACGUAAAUUCCGUUUUGCCAUGGGUAUCGACGCUCCAAAGGAUGCUGCAGGCGAUAAGAAACAAAUGUAAAAUUAAACGAUAGAUACGUUCUUCAUGUGCAACUAACGGAUUUAUAUUAAUUUAUAAAUACAGGUGCUUUUAUUUAUGUUAUUGGAUUUCAAGAGUGAAGUUUCAGAAAGCUGUAUCUGCUUUUGUAAAAAAGAUUCAAACGUCAAUUUGUCGAAAGUCUUAGCUCGCCCAUGCAAACUACACUACGGUGGUGUUACACGGUGUUUCGCGAAAACCCAUUAAUGGGUAAAAAAUACCCAUUUCAGCUAAAAGCGGCCUUCCUCAUUUAAUAAGAUGAUGAUGUUUAGCGUAAACGUGGGCAAGCUAAGAGUUUCAACAAACUUACGUUUGAAUCUUUGAUUACAAAGCAGAUGCGACUUUUUGAAAAUUCACUAUUGAUUUGUUGUUUUGAUUAUUGUCAAUAAACC
Ochlerotatus camptorhynchus is the source of this 1940-nucleotide messenger RNA. Its product is annotated as acyl-coenzyme A thioesterase 9, mitochondrial-like. Bases 127 to 1533 code for a protein of 468 amino acids. Gene Ontology annotation, cellular component: mitochondrion. The record is from RefSeq and is a predicted model, not a curated record. The transcript has 5 exons. Lineage: Eukaryota; Metazoa; Arthropoda; Insecta; Diptera; Culicidae. Gene Ontology annotation, biological process: acyl-CoA metabolic process. Gene Ontology annotation, molecular function: fatty acyl-CoA hydrolase activity.